GCGCUUCCCGCCGGCUCCCUCGGGACUUACCGGGAGUCAGGAGCCGCUGCAGCCCCCGGCGGCCGCCGGAGCCCCGCUCGCGGCAGGAGAGGCUGACGAGGUGAGAGCGCGGCGGAGGGACGGACAGCAGCGGGGCAGUGGCUGCCUUAGAGCUGCAGAGAAAUCUACAGAAGGUUUCUUCCUCCUGGCCAAUGCACUCUACCGCUCUGUGCCGUGGUUUUGCUGUCUCCUGGCUCCAAGGGCUCCUCUCGCCAUGAGCUCCUUCGAGGAGGCCGAAACAGAGGAGACAGUGACGUGCCUCCACCUGACCUUCUACCACCCCGGGCAGGGUGAGAAGAUGAUGUUCCGCUGCCUGGAUUUCUGCAGGCGGCAGCAGCUGCGGGCGGACGACACGGCCAAGUUCGGCCGCGACUCCAGCCUGUGCCGCUACAGCCUGGUAGACACGCGCGUCUCCCGCAUCCAGUUCUCCCUGCAGUUCUACAGGAAGCUCCACAGCUCUGAGUACACCUUUGAGAUCAAGAACCUGAGCAAGAAAACGAAACUGACCGUCAACCAAACGGAGCUGGGUUACUUGAACAAAAUCGACCUGCCCUGGAAGUGCAUCAUCUGCUUUGGGGACUACCAGAUCCUGGCGGAGAUUCAAGAAGGAGAGGCCAUGGAUUAUUUUGAGACUCACUUGCACUUGGCUGAAGCACCCAUCUUACAAGAAAGGUGCCUGCCGUCCCUGCAGCCUAUACCUGAGAAUGGCAUUUCUCCUUCCUUUCUUCUUGGCCAAGGCAAAAGCCCCACAGAGAUUGAUGAGAACGAGCUGUGCUAGCGGGGAGAAGGAGGCUGGAUCAGGUUUUCUAGCCUCGAGCACACACAGCUCUCAGCCCAGUGUUCUUGGUGGUGCUCACUGACUGAUGCACAUCAGUCUUCUUUACUUGGUGUUAUCAGCACAGGCAUUCCAGAGCACUGCUCCCUCCACAGGAAUGGAUUCCUGACACUGCCUUCUCGGAGGGCUCUCUGAUGCCCAGAAAGGUGUGGGAGACGAGGGGUCACUCAAAUCCACAGAAUCCCAGAACUGUGGCCACGUGCCUUGGAGGGAUAUUUAACAGGGAUUAAUACAGAGCGUGCACAGCAGGGUUUUGGUCCCAGCCAGGGGGUGACACAGUGUCUUGUUGCAUGUUUUAUUUUGUGCUCUGCUUUGCACACCAAAUCCCAAACCGUAUUUUUUGCAAGCCUAGGUUGUGACUUCAUAGAUUUUGAACUUAGAAACACUUUGUCCUUUUAUGUUUUUAUUAGCUUCAAAGCAAGGUUUCUUUUUUAUUUUCACUUAUUUAAUUAACAUAUAUAUAUAUAUAUUUUUGCAAGUUAACUACUUUUGCUUGUGACAUAGACAAAUACGUAGCAUCAAUGAUC
This is a messenger RNA of Camarhynchus parvulus, 1401 nucleotides long. It is a transcript of the gene TIFA, whose product is annotated as TRAF interacting protein with forkhead associated domain. NCBI's taxonomy places the organism in Eukaryota, Metazoa, Chordata, Aves, Passeriformes, Thraupidae. The coding region runs from base 254 to 817 and encodes 187 amino acids. The transcript has 3 exons. Gene Ontology annotation, molecular function: protein binding. Gene Ontology annotation, biological process: canonical NF-kappaB signal transduction. The record is from RefSeq and is a predicted model, not a curated record.